Messenger RNA from Fraxinus pennsylvanica, 303 nucleotides. Lineage: Eukaryota; Viridiplantae; Streptophyta; Magnoliopsida; Lamiales; Oleaceae. The record is from the annotation of a GenBank genome assembly.
AUGCACAAGAAGAUUGACAAUCUCUUAGAGGACAUAGUCCGGGAGCAUGAAGAAGAUCGAUUGAACUCAAAAGGCGAGUCAUCUGAAGAAGAUAUACUCGACCUUUUCUUACGCUUCAAGGAGGAGGGUGAAUUUCAGAUUGUCAUUACCAGGGACAUCAUCAAAGCUAAUAUUUUCGAGCUGUUCACUGCUGGAACUGAUACUUCUGCGACGGUGAUCGAAUGGGCAAUGGCAGAAAUGAUGAAGAAUCCAAGAGUGAUGGAAAAGGCACAAGCAGAAGCAUCUCUACAAGUUCAAGGAUGA